This is a messenger RNA of Impatiens glandulifera, 1348 nucleotides long. Its product is annotated as phospholipase A1-IIgamma-like. The coding region runs from base 60 to 1250 and encodes 396 amino acids. The transcript is spliced from 2 exons. Gene Ontology annotation, molecular function: glycerophospholipid phospholipase A1 activity. Gene Ontology annotation, biological process: lipid metabolic process. NCBI's taxonomy places the organism in Eukaryota, Viridiplantae, Streptophyta, Magnoliopsida, Ericales, Balsaminaceae. The record is from RefSeq and is a predicted model, not a curated record.
AGUCAUUACUAAGAAAGUGCAAUAAAAAAAAUAUUUCUUGUAAGAAAAAAAUAGAGAGGAUGGAGAAUUGGAAGCUUUUGAGUGGUGAUCAAGAUUGGGAAGGGCUACUCGAGCCAUUGGAUUAUGAUCUUCGACGAUAUCUAAUCCACUAUGGAGAAAUGGCGGAAGCAACCUACGAUGCAUUUAAUGCCAACAAGGCAUCAAAGUUUGCGGGAUUAUGUCGAUACUCUAUGGAUGAACUUUUCUCCAAAGUUGGCCUAGGCAAAGGCAAGGCUGAGAAAAAAUAUAGAGUGACUAAAUACUUGUACGCAACGUCCUCUAGUUUGAUUCCUAAUGGAUUCCUCUUGAAAUCAUUAUCGAGAGAGGAUAAGAAUUUCGAGUCGAAUUGGAUAGGGUAUGUCGCGGUUGCCACGGAUGAAGGGGCGGUUGAAAUGGGAAGGAGGGAUAUUGUUGUUGCUUGGAGAGGAACUAUUGAGUCGAUGGAAUGGAUAAAUGACGUACAAUUUGGCUUAAUUGAGGCCACACCAAUAUUUAAAAAGGAAGGUGAUGGUGAUGAUACAAAGGAAGAGAUCCCAAAUGUUCACGAAGGAUUUUACUCUUUGUACACUUCAACGGAUCCAAUGUCCAAAUAUAAUAAGACGAGUGUAAGAGAUCAGGUACUUGAAGAGAUCACAAGAUUAGUGAAUACCUAUGAAAACGAGGAACUUAGCAUUACCGUCACAGGUCACAGCCUAGGAGCAGCGAUCACAACUCUAAACGCGAUCGACAUAGCAAGGAACGCCGCUCAAAACCACCGUGUAACCGCUUUCCCCUUUGCAUGUCCCAGAGUUGGAGAUUCCAGUCUAAAUUCCGUUGCGUCAAACCUCCACAACCUUCACAUCCUUCGCAUCGAGAACAUUCCCGACGUGGUUCCAGACCACCCGAUAAAGCUCGUGGGCUACGACUUGGUGGGUAAAGUAUUAAAAAUCGACAGUCAAAAAUCUCCUUACUUGAAGAACGAUCAACCAGGGCUGAUAUUUUUCUUGAAGAGGGCUCACAACUUGGAGGUUUAUUUGCAUACGGUGUCUGGAACUCAGGGAAGUGAGGAAGAGUUCAAGUUGGUGAUCGAUAGGGAUAUUGCUUUGGUGAAUAAAGGGUUGGAUGGGCUUAAGGAAGAGUAUGGUGUGCCAGCUUUAUGGUGGGUGCAGGCUAACCACGGCAUGACUCAAUUGCCUAAUGGGUCUUGGGAGUUAGUUGAUACAGGGUAUUGAUUAACUAUACAUAUAUUUGUAUUUGUUUAAUAUUUGUGUGGAAAUUGGUGAUUGUUUUAAAAACGUUUGUUGUUAAUGGGUCAAAUAAAGGGCAGGAG